UUUCCUUGUUUACAUAUUAAUUAAUGACGAAUGGCGAGGUUGAAGUACUGCUGAAAGUAGAUGUAAAGAAUGCCUUUAAUUCUUUGGACAGGGCAACUUUGCUGACCGAAGUCUCAACGCAACUUCCUGAAAUUUAUCCAUAUGUCUGGCAAUGUUACAGCUCAGCUUCAAAAUUAUUUUUUGGAGAUAGCGAUAUUAAGUCUUCUGUAGGCGUUCAGCAGGGGGAUCCUUUAGGUCCGGCCCUGUUCAGCUUAGGGAUCCAUAACCAUAUUUCAAAUUUAACAUCUAAAUUUAACAUAUGGUAUCUUGAUGAUGGAACCAUUGGGGGCAACGUGGAUGACGUUCUAAAAGAUCUUAACCAUAUUAAGCAACAGUUUGGCAAAAUUGGUUUAGAACUAAAUUUUUCGAAAUGCGAAUUGUUUUUCACAGAAAAACUGUCGCAAGAUAGAAUACGAUUGGCCUCUGAUUUAUUUAAUGAAAUUACCCCUAGCAUUAAGAUACUCGAUAAACAUUCACUUUGCCUUCUUGGUGCUCCUCUUUAUAAUGAAUCCAUACAACCACUUUUGGAUCAAAAAAUUAGAACAUUUUCGACUAAUACCGACAAAUUGGGCGCUCUAAAUUCUCACAUUGCAUUUUCGAUCCUAAAAUAUUGCCUUUUCGUACCUAAAUUAAUUUAUAUCCUUCGCGCGAGCCCAAUUUGGAAAUUUCCUGGACUACUCGAUAAUAUGGAUGCCACCCUUAAAAGUACACUAGAACAAAUUCUAAAUUUAACUUUUGAUGAGCACUCCUGGAACCAAGCUACUUUACCGGUCAAGUACGGUGGCAUCGGCGUGAGGAAAAUUUCCAGUGUAGCUCUUCCAGCUUUUCUGUCCUCUGUGCAUAGUAUAAGAGAGCUUAGCUCUCAAAUUCUCAAAUCAAAUUCAAUAUCAUUGACCUAUGCCACAGAGGCCCUAGAGAGUUGGAAGGUCAGAUGUCCCAAUGUCGAUAUUCCAAAGGAACGUUCUACACAAAAACUUUGGGAUUUGCCAUUGGUUCAGCUGACACAUUCAAAUUUGCUGCAAAAUCUUACAAGUGACAGAGAUCAAGCCAGGCUCCUAGCAUUAUCGGAAAAGGAAUCUGGGUAUUGGCUUCAUGCCUUGCCAUCCAAAAAUCUCGGCACCCUUUUAGAUAAUGAAAGUUUUCGUGUGGCUCUAGGUCUCAGAUUGGGAACACCGCUGUGCCAUCAGCACAGAUGUCCGUGUGGAAAAGAGGUUGAUAAAUUUGGAAUCCACGGACUCUCUUGCCAAAGGAGCGCUGGUAGGCUAUUUAGGCAUGGCUCUCUUAACGACACGAUCAAAAGGGCUCUUGCCACCAUAGACGUUCCUGCGCUCAUUGAGCCGUCAGGGAUUAGACCUAUAGAACGUACGAAUAUUAUUUAUAGCACUUCUAAAGCUUCUAAAUCUAAAUCUGCUUCAAAUGGUGUGCCGGUGCGGUCGAGGGCCAGAGUCCUGAGCAUGAUAGCCAGCCGAAUCAACUGGUGCUAUGUAAUGAAAUAA
Messenger RNA from Maniola jurtina (meadow brown), 1535 nucleotides. RefSeq lists its product as uncharacterized. NCBI's taxonomy places the organism in Eukaryota, Metazoa, Arthropoda, Insecta, Lepidoptera, Nymphalidae. The record is from RefSeq and is a predicted model, not a curated record. The transcript is spliced from 6 exons. Bases 24 to 1535 code for a protein of 503 amino acids.